Molecule: messenger RNA, 1039 nt
Organism: Drosophila kikkawai
Lineage: Eukaryota; Metazoa; Arthropoda; Insecta; Diptera; Drosophilidae
Gene: Sbp2
Product: SECIS-binding protein 2
Biological process (GO): selenocysteine incorporation
Cellular component (GO): ribonucleoprotein complex
Molecular function (GO): ribonucleoprotein complex binding; selenocysteine insertion sequence binding; mRNA 3'-UTR binding
Source: RefSeq, a predicted model, not a curated record
UUUACCAACACUGGCCAGAGAUGGCGCUGUGAGAAAAAUGUCUCGAAAUUCGGAAAAAAUAAAUCUUAUUGAUGAAAGGACUUACAAAAAACUCCAGGAAAAGGAUAAUGGAGCCAAGAUAACGCCGCGCAGCGCCAAGUACAAAAACCAGCACAGAAAAGCGGAGCAGCAGCCGACGCUCCUGGACUUUGUGGUCAAGCCGCGCCAGACACAGAGGCAAAUCAAGGCCAGGAAGCUCAGGAAGCGGCCCCAUCUAACCAUAACAAGGUGUUCCUAUGUGGCACCCAAAGCCAAAGGCAAGACGCGUCUGGUGCCCAAGAAGAAGGUGACUAGGCUAAAGAAGUCCAUACGCAGGUUCCGCACAUUGAAAAGGGCUGAUGGAGAAACAGAAGAGAUCCCUCAAGAAGAUCACUCCGAGGAGUACCCCUCUGUGGAGUUACAAUUGCAGAAGCUGUCCCUAGAUGAAAUCACAAAAGAAGCUUCAGUAGAGCCAAAGAAAGUGCACUCUAUACAUUCCCGCCGCUUCAGAAGCUAUUGCGACAACUGCACCCGCCCCCGCCUCAAGCAGCUGGCCAUCCAGUUGCUCAAGGAUCUGGAUCGCUUCCAGAAACGUGCCUUUGCCAAAAACGAGAUCAAGGCGCGUGCUCAUCCACGUUUAGUUCUGGGAAUCCGCGAGGCCUUGGCCAGAUUGAGGAUACGCAAAGUGAGACUGCUGCUUAUGGCCACCGAUUGCGAGAUUUGUCCCGGUGAAAGUGGCCUGGAUGAGACUAUAGAGAAUUUGAAAGAACUUUGCCAGCAGCAGAGAGUGCCCUACUGCUUCCCUCUUGCUAGAAGGGAGUUGUCCUAUGCUCUCCAGAAGCGGGCACAAAUCUCCUGCGUGGCUGUUCUCGAUUACGAUGGAGCCCAAGAGGUAUACAGCGAUCUUCUGGGUGAACUAGAGGCUGCCCGCGAGGAAUACAAACGCCUGACUGCUGUUUCGUGAUAAUAAUUUUAUUCGGUGCCCGAAAGACAAAAAUAAAAGUGCUAGAAGGUGCCAAAG